CUCCGCCAUCUUCCCCCGCCCGCCGCCCGCGCCCGCCGAGGUGAGCCCGGCGCGCGGGCCGAGACCGCCGCCCUAACGCUUCCACAUCGCGGAAACCGCGGCGGGCCCCACCCGCCCCCUGAGCUCUGCCGUCGCCUCCUCUUCCCCGCUUCUUUCAUCAUCCCUGGUUUCCCUGCCCUUUGGUCGGGGACGGUGCGUGCUCCUCAUCCCUGGCCCUUUGCCUCCACCUCCUUCUGCUAUUGCUCCCCUCCCCCUACUCCUGUCCUUAACCCUUUUUUCCUUAUUAUCGCCCACUUUCUUCCUCUCACCCUUUUGCCUUCUUUUCUGCCGCCCCGCUUUUUUUCUGUUUUUUAAAAAAAAAGGAACACAAGACCCGAUUUGCCGCAAAUGAACAAUUUUAACUCUUUUUGCUAACGCGAGAGACCUUUUAAAGGAAUGAAUCAGUGCAGGAAGGGUCGUGGUGAGGGUACCGAGGUCGCAGUGUCUGGGAGAUCUGAUCUAGAGGUCCCCGUUUUCGUCUUCUUUUCACUCGUAUAGUCAGUUGGGAGAUAGAUAACUGAGCGUGUGUGAAGCAAGUGGGUCUAUUUUUCUUCGUUAAAGUCCAACAGAAGACUGCAGUCCGACGCGGUGCGGGCCGGCCACAGAUUAGUUGGUGGGAAUAGUGUUAUCAUUUGCUAAAUAUAUUAUGACAUAGCUGUGCCUCCGUGAACAGCUCCCUUGACCUUGUGCGGCUCCUCCUCCCUUGCUCUCUGUCCCCCUCUGGAAUUUCCCGGACAGAUCGCCGAGAAAGACAGGACAGUCUCCAAUGUGAGAAUGGCUGUGACUUUGGAAGAAGCUCCGUGGCUGGGCUGGAUCUUGGUGAAAGCCCUGAUGAGAUUUGCCUUCAUGGUCGCCAACAACCUGGUUGCUAUUUCCUCCUACAUCUGCUAUGUAAUUGUGCUUCAGCCCCUUCGACUGCUGGACAGUAAGCGGUUCUGGUAUAUUGAAGGAAUCAUGUACAAAUGGCUUUUAGGAAUGGUGGCUUCUUGGGGAUGGUAUGCUGGAUAUACAGUGAUGGAAUGGGGGGAAGAUAUUAAAGCAAUUUCAAAAGAUGAAGCAGUAAUGUUGGUGAAUCAUCAGGCAACAGGAGAUGUGUGUACCUUGAUGAUGUGCCUCCAGGACAAAGGACUGGUUGUUGCUCAAAUGAUGUGGUUGAUGGAUCAUAUUUUUAAGUACACAAACUUUGGAAUUGUUUCUCUAAUUCACGGAGACUUCUUUAUCAGACAGGGAAAAUCUCAUCGUGACCAACAGCUUCUUCUUCUCAAGAAGCACCUAGAAAAUAAUUACAGGAGCAGAGAUCGAAAAUGGAUUGUUCUGUUUCCAGAAGGGGGCUUCCUCAGGAAGAGGCGAGAAACCAGUCAGGCAUUUGCCAAGAAAAAUAACUUGCCGUUUCUUACACAUGUCACUUUGCCAAGGAUUGGGGCAACAAAAAUUAUUCUGAGUGCACUUGUAGCACGGCAGGAAAAUGGAAGUCCAGCAGGAGGAGAUGCUAAGCAAUUAGACAGCAGAUCGAAAGGCCUCCAGUGGAUAAUAGAUACAACCAUAGCUUAUCCCAAAGCUGAACCCAUAGAUAUUCAAACCUGGAUCCUUGGAUACAGGAAACCAGUAGUCACACAUGUACAUUACAGGAUCUUUCCAAUUAAAGAUAUACCCCUGGAGACUGAUAACCUUGCUGACUGGCUCUAUCAGCGUUUUAUUGAAAAAGAGGACCUCUUAUCACAUUUUUAUGAAACAGGGGCUUUUCCACCUCCCAAGGGCCACGAGGAAGCUGUUUCCAGGGAAAUGACGCUCAGCAAUAUGUGGCUAUUUCUCAUACAGUCUUUUGCAUUUUUGUCAGGCUAUAUGUGGUACAGCAUCUUUCAGUAUUUUUACCAUUGCCUGUUUUAGGAAUUGACUUGGACUUGUCAAGGUCACCACAGGAGCUUGGACUUUCAUAAGCGUGCAUUGUUUUACAUGUACAAAUCAGAAUAU
Molecule: messenger RNA, 2010 nt
Organism: Lipotes vexillifer (Yangtze River dolphin)
Lineage: Eukaryota; Metazoa; Chordata; Mammalia; Artiodactyla; Lipotidae
Gene: LPGAT1
Product: lysophosphatidylglycerol acyltransferase 1
Exons: 8
Coding region: 814-1926 (370 amino acids)
Biological process (GO): phosphatidylinositol acyl-chain remodeling
Cellular component (GO): endomembrane system; endoplasmic reticulum
Molecular function (GO): acyltransferase activity
Source: RefSeq, a predicted model, not a curated record